Durusdinium trenchii is the source of this 2880-nucleotide messenger RNA. Lineage: Eukaryota; Dinophyceae; Suessiales; Symbiodiniaceae. The record is from the annotation of a GenBank genome assembly.
AUGACUUCAGCCGAAGAGUCCGGCACCAGCUCUUGGUACCGGGUGCCGACGUGGUCGGGCAACCCGGCGGAAUGGCGACAGUUCCGCCGGGAGAUGAACUGGUGGAUGGCUUCGCUGGAUGAAGAAUCCUGCAAGAAGUUCAAUGUUGCCGCCCGAUGGGCACUUAGACAAUAUGGUGUGGUCAGGGCUCGUUGUGAAGAAUUCGAUCCCCAGGAUCUUGAAGGGACCAGGGAAGAAGCCAUGACCGAUCCUGACACCGGCGACAAAGUGAUUCGGGUUGCUGCAGACCCUUUUGCAGGCAUCAAGAAACUCAUGACUGCCUUGGAGGCCACGGUUGGGAAGACAGCUUUGGAUAGAAAGGGAGAACUCCGAUCCCUUUACUAUCAAGAAAUCAAACGCAGCCCUGGAGAGAGAAUCUCAGCAUUUUGCACGAGAUUCCGGACCCUUGCAGCUGAGCUCAAGCGGGAAGGCAUAGUGAUGCCGGAGGAGGAGUUAGGCUGGAUGUUGAAAGAACGUUUGGGACUGGAUGCAAUCAGGAAGCAGUUGCUGGAGACAGCCUUGGCAGGUCGGGAGGACUAUGAUGUGGUCGAAUCAGAAUGCCUUCGUCUGUUUCGAGAUUUGCACUCCUCCGACCCUUUGAACAAGAGCAGACCUUUUGAUAAGGCACCACUACUCCAGCGUUUCCUACAGUCCCAUGACAGACACAGCUCCUCUUCGUCCUACAGGCCUUCGACUACAGCCAGCUCGACGGCUCCCUCUUCUCGCUCCUUCCGGACUCAGAGCUCUGGUUCCAGCCGGCCACCUUUCAAGCGUUUUGGCCAGCAGCCUCAACCUCGGCAAGCCUUGAUUGCCGAGGCCCCUGAAGAGGAAGGCCAGAUGGAGGCGGAAGAUGAAGAGCUGAUUCCAGACGAUGAUGGUCAGGGUUACUCUCCUGAGAACCUGACGAUCGAAGAAGUCCUCCAGACCGAAGCUGAGCUUCUUGCCCAAGAGCUGCAGGAGCUCGAGACUGAAGGUUGCGACACUCGAGUGCUUGAAGAUUUGGAGAGCGGCAUGGAACAGGCCGCAGAGAGUCUGUUGACAAUGCGUGAAGCACGCACCAAAAUAGCUGAGGUCAAGAAAGACCGUGGAUAUGGAAAGCCUGGCCAACCGGCUCCUCUUUCGACGAAGCCCCAUGGCAAUCAAGUCCCUCGCCAAAAGAGCGCUACAAAGUGCUUCGAUUGUGGUGAGAUGGGACACUGGGCUGGUGAUGCAGGCUGCAAGGCCCCUGGUGCUGGCCUGGCUCGACCCAAAGGAAAGCCUAAGAGCCAGAUGACGAAGCAGGUCCGUGUCACCGAGACCCUGAAUACUGAACAUGUGGCUCCUGAAGAACCUGAUGACAUGGGCCACGAGGUCAUGACAGUGGCCGCCGGCGAUUCAUGGGAUCGCCCAUUGUUCGAAGUCCUCACGCAGCACCAUACCGACCCCAAGAACACUCCACGUCUCGCACAAGACAAAAGAUUCGUUGGAGCUUUGGAUAGUGCUUGCAAUAGAACAUGUGCAGGUUCCUCAUGGUUGGCCUUCUACCUCCAAGCCCUUGAACGUGCUCCUUCCUAUAUCCAGAACCUCAUCAUCACCAACCCCGAGAAUGAGUUGUUCAGGUUUGGAAAUGGUGGUACCCAAAGAAGCACCGUGAGGUACAGACUCCCUAUGGCCCUGGGUUCGACUUUGGUUUUGGUGUGGGUGUCAAUAGUGCCAGUGCCGUCGUUGGGGCUCCUUUUGGGAAGAGACUUUUUGAGCGCUAUCGGUGCGGUCCUUUCGUUCGGCCGCAAGCUACUGAGAGCUGACUUGGUGGGUGGCGAACUUUUGGAGUUGGGUCAGCUGGCCGCAGGCCACUUCGCCCUUCCACUCCAGCCACGCCAAUGGCCUCGUCCGGACUCCCAACGCUGGCGGAAACUUGGACAAGACGGCAUAGUUGAACUUCAGUUGAACAGUUUUGAUUUUUGGAAGAAACAGUUGCAAUUGAAGAUGAGUCAUUUUGAAGUGCCUUUUGAGUCAACCUCCGAAGCACCGCAUGAGCACCUUGUGACAGAGCAUGCGAUCCUUGCUGCGACAUCGGCCGGGGCUCAAGCUAUGAAGGAUCUGUGGAUCGUAAUGGAAGCGGCCCAGCACUUCGACCUGACCGAGAACGACUACACGAAGGUGGUGCUGCGCUGGCGGCGAAUGCUUCUCCGCCUUCGCGCAAAGGCCGCUUGGCACGCACAUGGCUUGCUCUUGUGGCUGUUGCCUCGUCCGCAGCUGCGGUACGCGCCCUUUCCGUACCCCAGCAUCAGCCAUACCAGACAUUGGCAAGAACAAGCAUUGAUGGUCAAGCACUGGCAGCGAGCUCGAACCCAAGAACCGUCAGUGUACACGACCAAGAACCUCCUGGACUUGGGACAAUUCAGGAACCGUGCUGGCCUCAACUUCGCCUUCAUGGAGGACAACGUGUUGCAAGGAAUGCUUGCGGCACGCGCCAGCAAAGGCCUGACGGCCCAAUUGAAGCGGGAUGCCAUUCAGGAAGCCCAACUCGAAGCCGAGGCCGCUACCAAGCGUGGAGAGAAGCACGACAUGGUGCGCUCCCUCAUCGGCCCAAAGGGAGGCCUGCCAACGUUGAAGGCAGACCUGGUGAAACUGGCUUCACUCCUGAACAUCCCCGUCCAGACUGGAAUGACUGUGGAAGAUCUCAAGAAAGCUUGCCGCCCCUUGGUUGCCGAGAUCGCUCAAGAGCCAACUCCCUCGAAGGCAAGUGGAUCUACCAGUUCAACGGAAAGACAUGUCCCCGAGACGUCAAUGGCGAGACCUUCUCAAGCGCCCGAGACAAUUGGCGCAAAGGCCAAGGCAUCUCCUGGAGUGACCGCUUAA